AUGCCGCAGAGAUAUUUUCCUUCCUUAUCAGAGUUCCAGAACACGCUUUCUAUUUCUCACAUACCCACCAUUAUAGAUCUUCACCAUUUUGUCUCUGGCUGGCUUGUUCUUGUUGUCCAACGCAUCUGUUUUUAUCAACAAGUUGCUUCUGCUAUAAGAGUUGAAAUUAACCAAGCCUUUGUUGUUUUGCGGCAAAUCGGAACUGGAAGAGAUAUAAAGAAGUUCCGUAGCGUUAUUGGUGUCCUGUGGGUUGUCUCAGUUGUUGGCAAUUGGUUUAACUUCUUGACCUUGUUUUACAUAUUCUUUGUGUCAUUGUUCACAUUGCCACUGAUAUAUGAGAAAUACGAAGACCAGGUUGAUGCACUAGCUGAGAAGGCAAUGAUUGAGAUCAAGAAGCAGUAUGCAGUUCUUGACACUAAGGUUUUGAGCCAGAUACCGAUACCGGGGUUGAAAAAGGAUUAGAAUCAGGAUUACUGUUAACAGUAUAUGGCUGUUCUGUUAUGUUCUGAUAUCAAAUUUCUAAUUCAUACCGCAACUCAUUCUUCCUCUUUGAGGAAAAUUGAGUUUGAGGAAUAAAAGUCCACCUAGUCCAAAUGUUAGAGCAUCAACAUUUUGGUGUAUAAAUUGACUUGAUGAACGUGUACCCCUGUCAUCAAAGUGGAUAAAAUAUGAAAAAUAAUAAAAAUUAAUGAGUUAUAUGAUAA
Molecule: messenger RNA, 704 nt
Organism: Lotus japonicus
Lineage: Eukaryota; Viridiplantae; Streptophyta; Magnoliopsida; Fabales; Fabaceae
Product: reticulon-like protein B5
Exons: 5
Coding region: 1-462 (153 amino acids)
Source: RefSeq, a predicted model, not a curated record